Messenger RNA from Entamoeba dispar SAW760, 1485 nucleotides. RefSeq names its product ubiquitin-activating enzyme E1b, putative. Gene Ontology annotation, cellular component: SUMO activating enzyme complex; cytoplasm. The record is from RefSeq and is a predicted model, not a curated record. Gene Ontology annotation, molecular function: SUMO activating enzyme activity. The transcript has a single exon. The coding region runs from base 1 to 1485 and encodes 494 amino acids. Lineage: Eukaryota; Evosea; Mastigamoebida; Endamoebidae. Gene Ontology annotation, biological process: protein sumoylation.
AUGUCCCUAAGUAAGGAAGAAAUAGAGAAAAAACGAAUUCUUGUUGUUGGGGCAGGUGGAAUUGGAUGUGAGGUAUUAAAAAACAUUUUACUUAUUGGGUUUAAACAUUUAGAGGUUAUUGAUUUAGAUGUAAUUGACUUAUCAAAUUUAAAUAGACAAUUCUUAUUUAAUAAGAAUCAUAUUGGACAACCAAAAUCAGUUAUUGCAGCACAAGUAUCAAAAGAGAGGUAUGGCCCUGAAGCGGAAAUUGUUUCACAUCAUUGUGAAAUACAGAACAAUAAAUUUAAUAUUGACUAUUACAAAACAUUUGACGUUGUCAUCAACGCACUAGAUAAUCUUAAUGCCCGCAAACAUGUUAACAGAAUGUGCGUUUGUGCUAAUGUUCCAUUAAUAGAUGGUGGAACAUCUGGAUUUAUUGGUCAAACUACACCAAUUAUUCCAAAAGAAACAGAAUGUUAUGAGUGUCAACCAAAAGUACCUCCAAAAGGAUAUGCAGUAUGUACCAUUCGAUCUAAUCCAAGUACAGCUGUUCAUUGUGUAUUUUGGAGUAAACAAUUAAUACAAAAAUUAUUUGGUAAUGCUGAUGAUGGGAAUUAUUUAAAUGAUUUUCAGUUUUCAUCAACAACAACUCGAUGGAAAGAAGUUUAUGACAAAGUAUUUACUUCAGAUAUUAAAGUAUUACAUCAAUCAGAAGAAUUAUGGAAAUUAAGAAAAAAACCAAAUAUAUGGACGUAUGAAGAAAUUAUUAAUUGUUCAGAUACGUCACUAUUAAAAGAUGUAAAACCAUUUGUUAAAUUGUAUUAUAAUAGUUUUAAUAUUCUUCAACAAAGAUAUGAAAAUAAUGGUCCGUUUGAAUUUGAAAAGGAUGAUGAUGAUAUGAUUGAUUUUAUUACUGCAUGUACAAAUAUUCGAUGUGCAAUUUUUAAUCUUCAAGGGAUUAGUAGAUUUGAAGUACAAGAAAAAGCUGGCAAUAUUAUCCCAGCUAUUCCAACAACUAAUUCAAUUAUUUCUGGAUUAAUGAUUAUUGAAAUGAUGAAAGUAUUAAGUCAAAAGAAAGAAAAUUUAAGAAUAUGUUAUUUAGCAAAGAAACCAUUAAAAAAUCAUCUCCUUACAUUUGAAAAAACUUCUCAACCAAAUAAGCAAUGUUAUAUUUGUGGUAAUGAAGUUUCUGAAUUUGUUUGUGAUUUAGAAGUAUUUACUUUAAAAGAUAUAAUUAAUCAAAUCACAGAAAGAUGUAGUUUAAUUAACCCAACUAUACUUAAAGGAGAUCAGCUAUUAUAUGAAUCAGGAGAUGACCUUGAAAAAGAAGAAAUUCAAAUGUAUGAAAAAGUAGGAAAAAAAAAGUUGAUUGAUUUAGGAUUUAAAGAUGGAGAAACAAUUCUUUUUAAAGACGACAUUAAAACUAUGACCUUUAUAUUAAAAGAAGAAGAUCGUAAGCAUGAUGUAAUUAAUGAAGAAAUAAAAGACUCAAAGAAACAUCUUUAA